This is a messenger RNA of Sordaria macrospora k-hell, 825 nucleotides long. RefSeq lists its product as uncharacterized. Gene Ontology annotation, molecular function: oxidoreductase activity. The record is from RefSeq and is a predicted model, not a curated record. Lineage: Eukaryota; Fungi; Ascomycota; Sordariomycetes; Sordariales; Sordariaceae.
AUGGAUGUCAACACUCUCUUCGGCAUCAAGGGCAAAGUCGUCCUCAUCACCGGCGGCGCCAAAGGCAUCGGCCGCAUGAUUUCCGAAGGUUUCGUCCGCAACGGCGCCAGAGUGUACAUCUCCUCCCGCGACGCCUCCGCGUGCGAGUCCGCCGCCGCCGAGCUCAACGCCUUGGCCGAGAAGACCUCCUCGGGCGGUUCCGCCGUCGCCUUGCCCGCCGACCUCUCCUCCGCCGAGGAGUGCACGCGCCUAGCCCAAGAACUCUCCAAGCGCGAGCAAAAGCUGCACGUUCUGAUCAACAACUCCGGCGCCACCUGGGGCGCCGCCUACGACGAGUAUCCCGAAAACGCAUGGACGAAGCUCCUCACGCUGAACCUGCACCGGGUGUUCACCCUCACGCAGGCGCUGACGCCGCUGCUGGAGAAGGCGGCCAAGAAGACGACGACUGGUGACGUGGUGAUUGACCCGGCGCGCGUGAUCCACAUCGGCAGCAUCGACGGCAUCAGAGUCCCGCUGCUGCCGACGUACGCGUACAGCGCCAGCAAGGCCGGCCUGCACCAUUUGAGCAGACACAUGGCCGUGGAGCUGGGGCCGAGGGGCAUUACGAGCAAUACCCUGGCGUGCGGGCCGUUCCCGAGCAAGAUGAUGGCGGCGACGCUGAGGGACUUUGGCGAGGAUAUCAAGGCUGCGAAUCCCCUGGGGAGAAUCGGAACGCCGGAGGACGCGGCGGGCGCGUGCCUGUUUUUGGCGAGCAGGGCGGGCGCGUUUGUCAAUGGGGCUACGGUGACGCUUGAUGGAGGAGUGGCGCUUAUGUCGAAGAUUUGA